AUGGCAAAUGCCGUAGAAGGGGACAUCUCCUUUGCUGCAGGAGUUUUUAGGGACUGCUUCCGCCGAGGCGGCGAUUUCACGGUGGUGGUGGAAGAGCCGCAAGGUGAGGAUAGCUGUGGUUCGGAAGUCAAGCGAGUGGAGUUCAAGGUCAUGUCUCCGUUGCUGGCCAGUUGGUCUGUGGUCUUCGACAAAAUGAUCAACUCUGAGGAAUUUAUCGAGCACCGGAAGGCGCAGAUGGUCAUUGCAGACUUCUCCAGCAGAGCCGUGGAGGUCUUCCUUCGCUUUCUUUACUCAGGGGUGGUAGAGGGCCCUCUUGAAACGCUAGUGGAAGUGUGCGCGCUGGCGGACAAGUACCAGGUGGAAAGACUCCAGGAGCUUUGCACGGAGGCGUUCCGGAAAGGCCUGAAAACGGAAAAUGCCUGCCAGCUUUUUGCCUCUGCCGCACGCUUCCAGCUUGCAGACUUGCGAGGAAUGGCGCUUGAGGAGAUCUGGAUCAAUCCAGAGGAUGCAUUGAGAGAAUGCCCGAGCAUCAGCCUGGAACUACUUGAGGAGAUCCUCACGCCCGGCCUGAUCUGCAUGUCGAACGGGGUUCUCAGGGUGAUCUUGCAGGGGUGGAGCGCGGGGAAGAAACGGAAGGCUGGUGAGGAAGCGACCUUGCCUCUGCCAUCACAGCCGGUCAUUCAAAGACACUUUGACCGCAUGAAGGACGAGGCUGCACGACUGGAACGGGCGUAUGGAGCAGAGUCUCCUGAAGACAGCUGUUGGGCUUCCUACUCAGAGGAUAUGUUCAAUUCGCUUUGGCUUGAGCGCGAAGAGCACAACCCUGAGUCGCCAUUCUUGGGAUAUUAUGUGAACGUGGUGUUCGGACGGACGUGUGUUGAGUUUUGUCAGUACAACUCUGAGCCACUGGAGUACUAUGUCAGCAACCGUAAACCUUUCAUGCUGACAGCUGGUUCGAUCACAUGGAGUCUGCCGUACGAGUCCGUUUAUCUCAUGGGCCUUUCCUUCGCCGAGGAGAUGACCGAGCAGGUUCACUGCAAGAUCUUCUGUUCAAAGGAUGGUAUGAGCUGGCAUCUGGCCGCUGACACAAGGAAGUCCAAGAUCAAAGCUAAGGCAGGGCUACGCCUCAACCGACCCAAUGGCCUGGUCAAGUGGUUUCAGCUCGAGGUUCUGGAAGGCACGUUUUACAACAGCUUGCGUGUUCAAGGUGGACGCUUCGUUCCUCCAGACCUGCUGACGCGGGAGGGAAUCACGGCCAGCUACGUCACCAAGGAGGUUCUCCUAGGGGUGACCAUCGGCUUUGCUCAGGUGCCGGAGUCCGUGGCCUUUGCCUUCUUGGCCCACGUCCGGCCCCACGUGGCGCUGCAUGCGGCCUGGAUCAUCGGACUCUUCUGCAGUCUCCUCGGGGGCAGGCCGGGCAUGGUGAAUGGGGCGACCGGCGCUUUUGCGGCGAUCAUCGCCACCUUUCUCCCGGUGCCGAGCACUCCAGGUGGCAACGGCGAACAUGUCGAGCUCCUUUUCCCCUCCGUCAUGCUCGCAG
Messenger RNA from Symbiodinium necroappetens, 1540 nucleotides. The record is from the annotation of a GenBank genome assembly. NCBI's taxonomy places the organism in Eukaryota, Dinophyceae, Suessiales, Symbiodiniaceae.